Molecule: messenger RNA, 1079 nt
Organism: Exaiptasia diaphana
Lineage: Eukaryota; Metazoa; Cnidaria; Anthozoa; Actiniaria; Aiptasiidae
Product: aggrecan core protein-like
Exons: 4
Coding region: 1-816 (271 amino acids)
Biological process (GO): cell adhesion
Cellular component (GO): plasma membrane
Molecular function (GO): transmembrane signaling receptor activity; hyaluronic acid binding
Source: RefSeq, a predicted model, not a curated record
AUGAAUGUACCUUAUAUGUGGAAUUACAUUGAUGCUAAGAGAGUUUGUGAGAUGUUUGGAGCUGGCUUGGCAAAUUUACAGCAGCUAACAGCAGCUUGGAAGAUUGGCUACGACAAGUGCAGUUGGGGUUGGUUGGUCGAUGGUACAGUCAGGUACCCUAUCUUCUACAAACGAAAUCAUAAUAGCUGUGGAUAUCAAGGGUUGGUGCGUAUUGUGGGCUAUACAACGGUGCAAGACAAAGUUAAUCGUAAAGCUGGCGCGUAUUGCUAUAAAGAAUCAGACAGGUGCAACGAGGAGAGCUGGUAUCAACAUGACCAAAAAUGCUACAAGUUCUUCCUGGAUUCCAAGUCUUCCUGGAAUGAUGCAAAUCGCACAUGCGCGCAGUUGGGAGGUGUGCUCGGUUUGAUGACGAUAAAGGCAAAGCUCCUUUUUGUGAAAGACUUUKUAGAAAGGCAGAAAAGUUCACAUGAACAAAUCAUGAUUGGACUUCGAAAGGAUUCGGGGGGAUCAUGGAAAUGGAAUGAUGGGAAACCUCUUAAUACCUCCCUGACAGAGUGGCAGGUCACUCAGCCAAGCGGACCAAUCGGGACGGUCAAURUACAGUCAACGUCMCUUAAUAACGUACCUGAGGAUGAUAAGCUGCCGUUUGUUUGUCAGAAAGACAUACAGGAAUARYCUCUAAAUCUGUAUAGAAUAUACRUAGAAUAUAGGAUGGCCUUAGCUUUUAAUUAUGCUAUUUGGGCUACAGCAGACUUAGCUUCAUUUACGUCCCAUCUACCUCCUUAUAUUUAUUACAAGAUGACGUACUCUAGAUAGAAUACGCGGUUUUUGGCAUUUCUCUUUUGAUUGAUGGUCAUGAUGCCCGAAUCUCAGUUUUACUAUUUUUUGGUCAAAUUUCCCCGUUGAACUAGUGAUUGCAAUUGUAUAUAAACCUUUUGAAAAAUCAAUGUGCGACAGACCAAACUUAAAGCCCCAUCGUCUAUCUUAUGGCAUGAAAUAACAUUGAAAAAAAUCGCGCACUUUAAAGGUUGUAAAUAUUAUGUAAGUGUCAUGAAAUUAAAUUUACAAACUUUUAAAGU